UGGAAUAGGGCUGCAAGUCACGGUUCUUAGUAGCCGAGGAUAUUAGCAUUAACCGCACACCAAGAGGGAGAGCUGUGUUAAUCCUGCUGUCAUUUGCUGUUUAGACAGCAUUGUAAGUGCACAGAGACUCGCAGAGUAAAAACGGCAGAUCUAUGGUUGGAAUUGAGCGUCUUCUUCGCCAAUGCAAAAGGAAAUAUGCAGCGCAGUUUUGCCUUCUUCUACACCAGCUUUCUGGGGGUGGUUUUAGGUGUAAAUUUUCCAAAUAAUAUUAAUAUAGGGGGUUUAUUUCCCUCCGAUUCCCACGAACAUGCUGCCUUUCGGUUUGCAAUGUUUCACCACAAAGACAUUCCAAAACUGCAGCCCCAGGUGGAUAUGGUGGAUAUCAAUAACAGCUUUGCAAUGACAUAUGCUUUUUGUUCGCAGUUUUCAAAAGGAGUCUACGCCAUCAUUGGAUUGUACGACAAAAAGACUGUAAACAUGCUCAUGUCCUUCUGCGGAGCCCUGCACGUCUGCUUUGUUACACCAAGUUUUCCCAUCGAAACGUCAAACCAGUUUGUCAUGCAGUUACGGCCGGAGUUACAGGAUGCCCUGGUCAGCGUAAUUGACCAUUACAAAUGGACAAAAUUUGUGUAUAUUUACGAUGCAGAGGCAGGACUGACGGUUCUACAGAAAGUGCUGGACACUGCUGCAGAGAUGAACUGGCAGGUCACCUCCGUGAACGUGGAAACCACCACCGAGGACGGCUACAGGAAACUCUUUCAAGAUCUGGACAAGAAAAAGGAGAGGCAGAUUGUCCUCGACUGUGAGCUGGACAGACUCAACGCUAUUUUAAACCUGAUCAUCAGCUUAGGAAAGCAUGUGAAAAGCUAUCACUACAUCUUUGCCAACUUGGGAUUCAUGGACAUUGACUUGAAUCAUUUCAAGCAUGGCGGAGCCAAUGUGACUGGGUUUCAAGUGAUGAAUUACACAGAUCGGAAUGUCAACAGGAUCAUGCAGCAGUGGCUAGAGUUUGAUAGUAGAGAGCAUCCCAGGGAACCCAGGAAGAGGCUCAAGUAUACAGGAGCGCUUACCUUUGACGGUGUCAGAGUCAUGUCUGAGGCCUUUCAGAACUUGAGGAAGCAGCGAAUUGAUAUUUCUCGAAGAGGGAACGCUGGUGACUGUCUUGCCAACCCUCCUGCACCAUGGGGCCAGGGGAUAGACAUUCAGAGAGCACUGCAGCAGGUUCGUAUAGAAGGCAUGACUGGAAAUAUUCAGUUUAACGAGAAAGGACAUCGCACCAAUUAUACCAUCCAUGUGAUGGAGUUGGCACCUAUUGGAGCUAAGAGGGUAGGGUAUUGGAAUGAAGACGAUAAGUUUGUGAGCACAGAGUCAGACUCCCAUGCAGGAAAUGAAUCUACUGGGUUACAAAAUAGGACCUACAUCGUAACGACUAUUCUAGAAGCUCCCUAUGUAAUGCUGAAGAAGAACCAUGAGCAAUAUGAAGGCAAUGAGAAGUAUGAAGGCUACUGUGUCGAGUUGGCGGCGGAAAUUGCCAAGCAUGUUGGCUACAAAUACAGACUAGAAAUUGUACCAGAUGGGAAAUAUGGAGCCAGAGACCCAGACCACAAAGUCUGGAAUGGCAUGGUGGGAGAGCUGGUCUAUGGUAGAGCAGACGUUGCAGUUGCACCCUUGACCAUCACGUUGGUAAGAGAAGAGGUAAUUGACUUCUCCAAGCCGUUCAUGAGCCUGGGCAUUUCAAUCAUGAUCAAGAAGCCUCAGAAGUCUAAGCCAGGGGUGUUUUCCUUCCUGGACCCCUUAGCCUAUGAGAUUUGGAUGUGCAUCGUCUUUGCCUACAUUGGGGUCAGUGUAGUGCUCUUCCUGGUCAGCCGUUUCAGCCCCUACGAGUGGCACUGUGAGGAGUUUGAGGAGGGGCAGGAUCAGCAGCAGCAGAGCCAGGAGCUGCAAACCAACGAGUUUGGGAUAUUUAACAGUCUGUGGUUCUCCCUGGGGGCCUUUAUGCAGCAAGGAUGCGAUAUUUCGCCAAGAUCCCUCUCUGGUCGCAUCGUUGGAGGCGUGUGGUGGUUCUUCACCUUGAUCAUAAUCUCAUCCUACACGGCCAACUUGGCUGCCUUCCUGACGGUGGAGAGGAUGGUCUCCCCAAUUGAGAGUGCUGAAGACCUUGCCAAACAGACUGAUAUUGCAUACGGAACUCUAGAUGGCGGAUCCACAAAGGAAUUCUUUAGGAGAUCCAAAAUAGCAGUGUUUGAAAAGAUGUGGUCAUACAUGAAGUCUGCAGAGCCGUCGGUCUUUGUUAAGACAACGGAUGAAGGAGUAAUCCGGGUAAGAAAAUCCAAAGGAAAGUAUGCCUAUUUGCUGGAGUCCACUAUGAACGAAUACAUCGAACAGAGGAAACCUUGUGACACCAUGAAGGUGGGAGGCAACCUGGAUUCAAAAGGAUAUGGAAUAGCGACACCCAAAGGAUCUCCAUUAAGAAACCCAGUUAACCUGGCAGUGUUAAAACUGAACGAGCAGGGGCUCUUGGACAAAUUGAAAAACAAAUGGUGGUACGACAAAGGAGAGUGCGGCAGCGGGGGAGGUGAUUCCAAGGACAAGACCAGUGCCCUGAGCCUUAGUAAUGUGGCUGGAGUCUUCUACAUCCUUAUUGGUGGGCUGGGACUAGCCAUGCUGGUCGCCUUGGUUGAAUUCUGUUACAAGUCACGAAGUGAUUCAAGGCGAAUGAAGCAUAACAUCAAUGAAGCCAUGAGUUCAACACUAACCAGAAUGAGUGGAACAGAGAGCGGAGGUGAGAAUGGGAGGAUAAUGAGCCAUGAUUUUCCAACGUCAAUGCAGACACUGCCUUGCAUGAGCCACACUGCUGGGAUGGGACUAAGUGCUACUGGACUGUAACAUGGAUGAACAGGACAGCAAACUGGGUUUUCUAGAAAUCUACUGCCAGAAGGACAAUGGGCUUAUAAAAAAAAAAAACUACAUUAAAAAGUACUAAGAACUUAAAAGAUUUACUUUUCUAAACAAAAAUGUUUGUUUAAAAACGAUCAUGCUCUGCAAUAAAGAAGACAGCUGGAUUCAUUAGGUAUACAUUUACGUGUAUGUCGCACAAGGAAUCAAUCUGAAAUGAAGGUAGGGCUGUACCAGUUGUAUAUGUUUACUUAAAUUCAUGGUGUGUAAUAUAUUGGUUUGUAUUAUCAGUGUUAAAUAACAUUGUCUGCCUUCUCUAAUGCUUUCUUUUUACAUUUAAUUUUAAAUGUGAUUAUAUAUUGUUUUUUUUUGUUGUAGUCAAAAGUAGUACAAACAAAUAAUAGUAAUAAUUUUAACAGUCCGCCAUUGAUCCCCCCAUCCUUGAUAAACUAUUUUCUUAAAGAUGGCGUUUUGCAGAACUUUAAAAUAUGGGUGGCAUAUUUUUAAGUGUCAUUAAUAACAAUGUAUUAACACACACUUGUUACAUAGUACUACAAUGUAUAAUUACAGUACUAAAUUAAGCUUUUCUAGCUUGUUAGAACUUUUGACAAUAACUACACAACAUUAGUAAUUACAUUUAGACGCUAUAAUUAUUGUUGCGUAAAACUAGAACCCCUGUAUUGCGCUUCUGUUGUCUGUCAACUGCUGGUAAUCCAGUCGUCGCAGCAUUCAAAACAGAUCUCCUUCCUUGCAUGGUGUGAUUGAGUAGAGCACUGCCAUACCACAGUGCCACCUACUGACCGAAAUCUACUGUGUUGCUGUACCUGUAAUAGAGAAUGAAUUGUGUAUCCCCCAAAACACAAUGGAGUUUAAACAGCAAACUCUCUAUCGACGUUAAUUACAUUCCACCAACUCAAGUUCAUGAGUUAUCACUGGCCAAAGAAAGUGUUUGUCUGAGAAGGAGAUGAAAACCAAACAGAAUGUGUCUCCCUUGAUGGGGAGAAGUCUUAAUAAAAUGUGGGAUUGAAUUAUUCAUUAUAAAGGAGAAGGAUUAAGAUUUUAUCUUAUUUUAAAAUCAGAUAAAAUAGCCCCAACUUUAUAGUAUUUUUUUUUUUUCCCAAAAGGCUGUGGAGCCAAACCAAACAGAUUAUUCAGGGCAUUUUAAAGCUACUAAGUGUCCAUACAGUGACAAGUCAUAAGACGGGACAGUCUGAACAUUUACUGCUUUGGAGUUUUGUGCUGUUUUUAAAGGCUACCUCGAUAGACUCAAUUAACUUAUUUGAUAGAAAUAACACUAUGUAACACAAUUUUUGUUCCUGGGUAGUAAGUGUUAUUUCCUAAUUGCUCAU
This is a messenger RNA of Polyodon spathula (Mississippi paddlefish), 4244 nucleotides long. Its product is annotated as glutamate receptor 1-like. Gene Ontology annotation, biological process: modulation of chemical synaptic transmission; monoatomic ion transport; synaptic transmission, glutamatergic. Gene Ontology annotation, cellular component: AMPA glutamate receptor complex; dendritic spine; plasma membrane. The record is from RefSeq and is a predicted model, not a curated record. Gene Ontology annotation, molecular function: AMPA glutamate receptor activity; transmitter-gated monoatomic ion channel activity involved in regulation of postsynaptic membrane potential. The transcript is spliced from 16 exons. NCBI's taxonomy places the organism in Eukaryota, Metazoa, Chordata, Actinopteri, Acipenseriformes, Polyodontidae. Bases 196 to 2886 code for a protein of 896 amino acids.